AUGGACCAAGAAUUAAAUGACAAAAUUAUAAUUAAAAACUUAGCCGUACGAAGUAUUGUUGAUGUCGAUGCUUGGGAACGUGUAAAAUGCCAACCCAUUUUGAUAAACCUUGCCAUUGAAAAGAGUAUUUCCAAAGCUGGCGAAACCGACGAAUUCUCAUUCGCCAUAGAUUAUAGGGAAAUAACCAAGGCCGUCACAAAAUUCGCCGAGGAAUCAACUCACAAAUCAGUUGAAGCCCUGGCGGACGGGAUAGCACAAAUUUGUGUAAAGGAAUUUAAUGUACCAAGGGUUUCAGUCCGUGUAGAGAAUCCGCGGGCGCUACUACGCGCAACCUCCGCGGGAGCGGAAAUCGCACGCACCCACGAAAACUACAUCGAACCUGUACACCUUAAUGACAAUCGAGAUAUCAUCUUUGUUAAAGAUUUGAAAUUGAGCACGAUAAUUGGCAUAAAUCCUUGGGAGCGAGAGUCAAAGCAGAUCGUGAUACUGAAUUUGACAAUUUAUUUCAAUUUUCGCGUUGGAAAUUCGCCAUGUGAUUACAGAAUGAUUGUGAAGAGAAUAUCCGAGCAUGUUGAAGAAUCGUCCUACAAAACUAUAGAAGCAAUUUCUACAGCCAUCACGAGAAUUGCUGUCAAGCAAUGUAAUGUUAACAAGAUCACCGUUCGCGUGGACAAACCAAAUGCCACGACAUUUUCCGAAUCAGCCGGUGUCGAAAUCACCAGAAACAGUUCGUAUUUUGCGCAGAUUUCACAGAUAGCAGAAAUAAAGAGUUUGCCAGGUGGAUAUGAACAUGUUGUCUUCAUCGGUCUGGGGUCGAACAUAGGAAAUCGCUAUGGAAGCAUCAGCGAGGCUUUGCGACAGAUCGAAGAAUCUUGCAAUUGUAAGGUACUGGAUACAUCUUUUCUGUAUGAAACUUCGCCAAUGUACGUUGCCGAUCAACCAAAAUUCCUGAACGCCGCGUGUAAGGUCGCGACUAAUCUGUCACCGGAUGAGUUGCUUGGUAAGUUAAAAAAUGUCGAAUCUAAUAUGGGACGUGUCAAAGUAGUAGACUAUGGUCCAAGGCUCGUCGAUUUGGAUAUUUUGUUCUAUGAUGACAUUGAAUAUAAGUCCGACACAUUGACGAUACCUCACCCAUUAAUAUGUGAACGAGAAUUUGUCCUACGUCCUCUAUGCGACAUUGCGAACAAAUUUGAACAUCCCAAGCAAUUCAAGACAUGCGAACAAUUACUCUCUCAAUACCUGAAAUCUAAUGAUAAUUCGAAAAAUGUUGUCAACAAGAUCUUGCCAAUCCACGAUUCUCAAUGGAUUUUAAAUUCAAAGACGCACAUCAUGGGAGUUCUUAAUGUGACACCGGAUAGUUUCAGCGACGGUGGAUUGUAUGAUAGCACAGAAAGCGCCGUGGCACACGCGGAAAGACUAGCAUCAGAAGGUGCCGACAUCAUAGAUAUUGGUGGCGUUUCCACUCGACCAAACGCUAAUGAUGUUCCUGUUGAGGAUGAGAUUGCACGCGUCAUUCCGGUAAUAAAAGCGAUUCGCACAAAGGGCACGAUCAAUACACCUAUCUCGAUCGAUACGUUUCGUGCUGUGGUCGCAGAAAAAGCCAUUGAGGCGGGUGCCAAUGUAAUCAACGAUGUUUCAGGAGGACAACAUGAUCCAGACAUGUUUCGUGUCAUGGCGAAAGCAAAUGUUCCGGUAUGCAUUCAACACUCGAGGGGUAACCCGAAGACAAUGGCAAGUUUAAACCAUUACGAUGAUCUCAUCUCCGAUAUAUGUGCGGAAUUAUUUGAAAGAGUGAAACAAGCCAUUGAAGCGGGUGUCAAACGGUGGAACAUUAUCAUUGACCCGGGUAUAGGAUUUGCUAAAAAUUCCUCUCAGAAUUUUCAAAUUUUAAAACGAUUUCACGAAUUGAUGGGCGAAGGAAGUCCACUCAAAGGAUUCCCGUGCUUGAUUGGUGUAUCACGAAAAGGAUUCAUAGGAGAAGCGACAAAACAGUCCGUUGCCAAAAAUCGUGGAUGGGGAACUGCCGCCGCUUGCAGUGCGGCGAUUGCAGGCGGCGUCGACAUUUUGAGGGUGCAUGAUGUUAAGGAGAUGGUUGACGUCGCUAGAGUAUCGGAUCGCAUUUGGAGGAAAUAA
Molecule: messenger RNA, 2133 nt
Organism: Acaulospora colombiana
Lineage: Eukaryota; Fungi; Glomeromycota; Glomeromycetes; Diversisporales; Acaulosporaceae
Source: the annotation of a GenBank genome assembly